Rhagoletis zephyria (snowberry fruit fly) is the source of this 1236-nucleotide messenger RNA. It is a transcript of the gene spn-A, whose product is annotated as RAD51 recombinase homolog spn-A. Gene Ontology annotation, cellular component: condensed nuclear chromosome. Gene Ontology annotation, molecular function: ATP-dependent DNA damage sensor activity; ATP hydrolysis activity; single-stranded DNA binding. Gene Ontology annotation, biological process: mitotic recombination-dependent replication fork processing; double-strand break repair via homologous recombination; DNA recombinase assembly. The record is from RefSeq and is a predicted model, not a curated record. Lineage: Eukaryota; Metazoa; Arthropoda; Insecta; Diptera; Tephritidae.
UUUAAAUAUUUUAGUCGACUUCGUUUUACGUGAAGGACUAAUAUUGUUAUUACAAUCAUUAUGUCUUAUGUGGGAAGACAACAUACCUUGGCAUCAGCUACCACAGCUGACUGUUCAGUGGAGUUGGAAGAAGAGUUUGGACCGGUAUCCAUUACGAAGCUUGAGGUCAAUGGGAUAUCAAAUAAUGAUAUUAAACGAUUGCAGGAAGCUGGAUUUCAUACAGUAGAAUCUAUAGCAUUUUCACCAAAGAAACUUUUGUUGCAAAUUCGAGGAUUUUCCGAUGCAAAAGCGGAUAAAAUUCUAACUGAAGCUAUUAAACUUGUCCCAAUGGGUUUCACAACUGCCACUUCUAUUUAUCAAAAGCGUUCAGAGAUAGUCAUGUUGACGACUGGCUCAAAAGAGCUUGAUAAGUUACUGGGCGGGGGCAUCGAAACGGGUUCAAUAACCGAAAUGUUUGGAGAAUUCCGUAGUGGUAAGACGCAGUUGUGUCAUACAUUAGCUGUGACUUGUCAAUUGCCAAUAAGUCAGAAUGGUGGCGAGGGUAAAUGCCUUUAUAUUGAUACAGAAGGAACAUUUCGGCCGGAACGUUUGACCGCAAUUGCCGAACGCUUCAAACUUGUAAAAGAAGAGGUUUUGGACAACGUGGCCUGCGCACGCGCCUAUAACACAGAUCAUCAAACGCAAUUACUGACACAGGCUGCAGCUAUGAUGGUGGAAUCACGGUAUGCACUUUUAGUAGUUGAUAGUGCAACAGCACUUUACCGCACAGAUUAUACAGGUCGUGGUGAGUUGUCAGCACGCCAGAUGCACCUUGCACGAUUUCUGCGCCUUUUGUUGCGAUUAGCAGAUGAGUUUGGUGUCGCUGUAAUCAUAACGAAUCAGGUGGUCGCCAAUGUAGAUACUGGACCUGCCAUGUUCGCAGCAGAUACCAAGAAGCCCAUUGGCGGCAACAUUAUCGCGCAUGCCUCCACGACGAGACUUUAUUUCCGAAAAGGACGCGGGGAAACGCGGAUUUGCAAAAUAUAUGAUUCACCAUGCCUACCCGAGAGUGAAGCUACAUUUGCAAUAUUACCCGAUGGAAUCGGCGAUGCAAAAGAAUAGAGCAAAUGAAUGCGUUCUUGAAUAGGCUAAGUUAAUCAAUUUAAGAAAGUAUAUUAGAUAUUAUGUUUACCUAUUAGUAAUAAAAACAAGGACACGAUGAUAUGCACAAAUUAAAAGCAUUGGCGUUUGAAUUUU